GGCUGCGUCCCCGGCCGAGCGUGGCCCUCGGGCCCUGGGAAGGGGUCCCUGAAACACACACGAUCCCGCGUUCAGUCCGCUGCGAGCCGGCCCACGGGGCCCUGGAACCCACUCAGACCCCGAACUCCCCGCGGCCGCCUGUGCGCCCAGCGGUGGAGUCGAUACUCCCGAAGCUGUCAUUUGUCUUCCGGGACAUUCGCGUGGCACAUGUUUGCCGCCCACAGCAGGAGUAGCGGGGGGAGGCACGCAGGUUCGCCCGGCGGAGGAGGCCAGCCAAGACCGGGGAUGGGCUCUUCGGGAACUUUGAGCUCUCUGGAGCCUCCCGGAACUUGCUCCCUCAGCUUCACGGUGCACAGGUUGGAUGUUUUGGCUGUGCCCCAACGCGCGCGCCACUAACUUAACUCCUUAAGUUAGGAGCCCGGAGGAUGCCGAGUCCUUUGGAAAAACUCACUUCCAGCCUUGCAUCUGCUGAAAGUUAAGUUUUGUCGAAUACUUUGUGACAGCUAAUUUGCCGAGUAGUGUGGCCGAUCGUUUUAAGAGAGCGCUGUUCAACAAGGUCUUUGGCAAGAGUGGGGCAGUCUUCUGAUCCGUUUGGGGAAAAUGGAAGAAGGGAGUGCUUGGCCUCUGUAGUACUGUCUGGGGGCAGAGCAGCGUCUCAUCAUUUCUUCUUUGAGACUCACCUCCCCUGUUGCCUGUGGAUGGGAGUCUUGGCCCGAGAAUUUUACAGCCUGAGCACGCGUGUGGAGCACAGCCAGCUCUGUGUCCCAAAGGCUGGAACUCCUCCCUGGUUUGGGGUGGGAAAUGCUCACAUGUUGUAAGAAAGCUCGGUAGAAUCCUUUCAGAGAGCAAACAGGUAAGCUGUGGCCUUGCUCGUGUUUAAGAAGGUUUUUUUUUUACUUUUUCACAGCUACAGAUCAUCUCAAGAAUUGUGGGUACCGAUGGAUGUGGCCGAGAGCCCUGAACGGGACCCUCGCUCUCCAGAGGACGAAGAGGAGGAACAGCAGAGGCUCUCGGACGAUGACAUUCUGAGGGAGAGCGGGUCUGAUCAGGACUUCGGCGGAGCUGGGGGGAGGGGUUCCGAUCUGGAGGAUGAAGACCACGCCGCCCCGGGACUGAGCCAGGAGGAGGAGGAGAGUCACUCUGACGAGGAGGACCAGGACCCAAGCAGAGGCCCCGCGAGCCCCCCUCGCGGGGAGGAAGAGCGCGCGAGCGACCUGAGGGACGAGGCCUCGUCGGUCACCAGGGACCUGGACGAGCAUGAGUUAGACUACGACGAGGAGGUCCCCGAGGAGCCGGCCCCUGCCGGGCAGGAAGACGAGGCUGAGAAGGCUGGCGCUGAGGAUGACGAGGAGAAGGGGGACGGGGCUCCUGGGGAUGAGGGGGCUGCGGGUGCUCACGGCCUGGAAGACAAGGAGCCCCUGGAGACCGCCAAGGAGAAGAGCAAGGAGGACGAUGACGGGGAGCUGGACGACGGGGAGCUGGAUGAUGACGAUCUGGAGGAGGGCGAAGUAAAGGACCCCAGUGACAGGAAGGUGAGGCCGCGUCCCACCUGCCGAUUCUUCAUGAAAGAUGUUGGGACAGCGUUGUCCACUCCUCUUCCACCAAUAUCACAUUCCAUACCACUCAGAGGCCAGGUUAAAGGGAACUGCACGUGGGGAAUGAACUGUAGGUUUAUACACCCCGGAGUCAACGACAAGGGCAACUAUUCCUUAAUCACCAAAGCCGAACCUUUCCCGCCUAAUGGUGCCCCACCUCUUGGACCUCACCCGCUGAUGCCUGCCAACCCCUGGGGUGGGCCCGUAGUUGAUGAAAUUUUGCCUCCACCCCCUCCAGAGCCCCCCACGGAGAGUGCCUGGGAACGAGGACUCCGGCACGCGAAGGAGGUUUUAAAAAAAGCAACCAUUCGAAAAGAACAGGAGCCCGAUUUUGAAGAGAAAAGGUUUACGGUGACCAUCGGCGAAGACGAACGGGAGUUUGACAAGGAAAAUGAAGUUUUCCGGGAUUGGAAUUACCGCAUCACGAGGGAUGUCCGAGAGACAGCACUGGAGCCUUAUGCAGACCCGUACUACGACUAUGAAAUCGAGCGCUUCUGGCGUGGCGGGCAGUACGAGAACUUCCGGGUGCAGUACACGGAGACAGAGCCGUACCACAAUUACCGGGACCGGGAGCGCGAGCGCGAGCGCGAGAACCGGCAGCGGGAGCGCGAGCGGGAGCGCGAGCGGGACCGCGAGCGGGAGCGCCGGCAGCGGGAGCGCGAGCGCGAGCGGGAGCGGGAGCGCGACAAGGAGCGGCAGCGGAGGAAGGAGGAGUGGGAGAGAGAGCGAGCCAAGCGCGACGAGAAGGACCGCCAGCACCGAGACCGCGACCGCGAGAAGGAGCGCGAGAAGGAGAAGGAGAAGCCGAAGCCCCGCUCCCCGCAGCCGCCCAGCCGUCAAACUGAGCCACCAAAGAAGGAGGCCACCGCUGCCGGCCCGCAGGUGAAGCGAGCAGACGAGUGGAAGGACCCCUGGCGUCGGUCCAAGUCUCCCAAGAAGAAACUCGGGGUGUCCGUCUCCCCCAGCCGGGCACGAAGGCGUCGGAAAACAUCCGCCUCGUCGGCCUCUGCCUCCAAUUCCUCCAGGUCCUCGUCGCGGUCGUCCUCUUACUCCGGCUCCGGGUCGUCCCGGUCGCGCUCCCGCUCCUCCUCCUACAGCUCCUACUCCAGCCGGUCUUCCAGACACAGCUCGUUCUCAGGCAGCCGCUCCAGGUCCCGGUCCUUUUCCUCGUCCCCGUCCCCGUCCCCAACGCCUUCCCCACACAGACCUUCCGUCAGAACCAAGGGGGAGCCGGCCCCGCCUCCCGGGAAAGCAGGAGAGAAGUCCAUGAAGAAGCCAGCCCCUCCUCCAGCCCCACCGCAGGCCCCUAAGACCACCGCUCCGGCCCCCGAGCCCGCCAAGCCAGGAGACCCUCGGGAAGCCAGGAGGAGAGAGCGGCCAGCUAGGAGCCCCCCCAGGAGGCGGACCAUCAGCGGCAGCGGCAGCGGCAGCAGCUACAGCGGCUCUAGUUCCAGAUCCAGGUCCCUGAGCGUGAGCAGCGUCUCCUCGGUGUCCAGCGCCACGUCGAGUAGCAGCUCGGUGCACAGUGUGGACUCAGACGACAUGUACGCAGACCUGGCCAGCCCCGUGUCCUCAGCCAGUUCGCGGUCCCCCACCCCAGCCCAGACCAAGAAGGAGAAAGGAAAGUCUAAGAAGGAAGACGGGGUUAAAGAGGACAAGCGGAAAAGGGACUCCUCAGCACAGCUGCCCAAAUCCUCGAAGCCUUCUGCAGGCGGGAAACCCCCGCAGCCCGCGGCCCCCCAGCAGGCGCCCCCCGGGCAGCCCCAGCAGGGCUCAUUCGUCGCCCACAAGGAGAUCAAGCUGACGCUGCUGAACAAGGCGGCUGACAAAGGGAGCCGGAAGCGGUAUGAACCCUCGGACAAAGACAGGCAAAGUCCUCCUCCGGCCAAGCGUGCUAACUUGUCCCCAGACCGAGGUUCUCGGGACCGCAAGUCAGGUGGGAGACUCGGCUCCCCGAAGCCAGAGCGGCAGAGAGGCCAGAAUUCUAAGGCACCCGUGGCCCCCCCUGACAGGAAGCGCCAGCUGUCACCCCAGUCCAAGAGCUCCAGUAAGGUCACGAGCGUGCCCGGCAAAGCCUCAGACGCCGGCACUGCCGCCGCUGUCUCCACCGGCACCAAAUCAGGGAAGGCCAGCACGCUGUCGCGGCGCGAGGAGCUCCUGAAGCAGCUCAAAGCCGUGGAGGACGCCAUCGCUCGCAAGCGGGCCAAGAUCCCCGGGAAGGUGUAGGGGCCCCGCGGGCUCGGCCCCCCGCCCCCCGCCAGAGUUAGAGACUCUCGUGUUUUUAUAAAUAGGGUAAGCACAGCCUUCUCGGAUUUUGAAGUUAACGUCUAAUUUUGGCUGUGAUUCUUUUUAAAAAUUAAAAAAGAAAAAAAAAGUUUCUCAGCUGGAAAAGAAGCCACACACACGUAACGAAGAUGAUGCCGAAUCCCGGUCUCCUCCCCAGCAGACCAGACCGAACCAGCCCCAGCCCAGAGCAGAAGUCCCGAGAGACAGGCAGGCAGGCCGGCCGGCGGGGGGCAGGAACAAGGACGCGGCAUCAGUUUUAUGUAAAUUAUAAGUCCCAGGCGCCCAGUUCCGCCUGCCCGGGUCUUCCCUGCCCUCUGCCAGCCAGCCUGCCCUGGGCCGGUCCUCUGCCCGCGCUCCUUCCUGCCCCGGGGUCCCGGGAGCACCUGCUCCUUACCGGCCUCCUCCCCACCCCGCCGCCCCCAGGGUCAGAAAAUAGAUAUAUAUUCUUGACUGAAGUCCGAUUGGGAAAUAUUUCCUGUCUUUUAUUUUAAGCAUCAGAUUGUUUUAGUUGAUUUAAAAAGGAAAAAAAAAUAUAGAAAAGACCAAAAAAAAAAAAAAAAAAAAAAAAAGACCGAGGGUGUUGUUGGGCGUCUGUCUAAUGUGGAGGGUCUUUUUUUGAGGGGUCUCCUAAAAUAAAGUAUUUUGAUAAGCAGCCGUCUCGCCCCGGUGGUGAUUACGUGGACCCGGGCCUCCACUGUCGCCCGCCCCACGGCGCCCACUGGGCCCACCUGGCAGGUUAGCGGCCUCCAGCUGCUGGAGGCUGGGGACACGGGGGCCCCCCCCCUGGGUGG
This is a messenger RNA of Panthera uncia (snow leopard), 4672 nucleotides long. It is a transcript of the gene ZC3H18, whose product is annotated as zinc finger CCCH-type containing 18. Gene Ontology annotation, molecular function: metal ion binding. The transcript has 19 exons. The record is from RefSeq and is a predicted model, not a curated record. Lineage: Eukaryota; Metazoa; Chordata; Mammalia; Carnivora; Felidae. Bases 939 to 3821 code for a protein of 960 amino acids.